AGGCCAUAAUAGAAAUUAGAAUUGUGAAAUCUCAAAUAUAGUUUUAAUUUUUCUAUUGUAAAUUAAUUAUAUUUUAAACUUUACAUGUGACCUUAUCAAGUGUUUUUUAAUGAAAAAAAAACUAUAAAAACGUUGCUGAUAUUCUUUCUUAAGUCAAUAAUUUAUUUUUAAUGUAAUUUUGAAUGAAAAUUGUAAAUUACGCAUUUGCCACCAAAUUUCAUAACCUCUUCAUUCAAGUUUGUAUGAAAUAUUCCAAAAUGAAAAAAUCAAAUUCUACAAAAAGAGCACGCUCAUUGGACUUAAUUGAUAAAAUAAAAGAAGAACGUGAAAACACGGCAGAAUCAGUUAUAGAUUUUAAGUUUAAUAAGAAAAGAAUCAGAAUAUUAACAAAGCUAGAUGAGGUCGCUGAAGAUUGUGAUGGAGUACUUUAUUGGAUGUUUCGAGAUGCCAGAGUUCAGGAUAACUGGGCAUUUCUUUUUGCACAGAAAAUAGCUUUAAAAAAUCAAGUGCCUCUGCAUGUAUGUUUUUGUAUUUUACCAAAGUUUCUUGACGCAACUAUUCGUCAUUAUAAAUUUCUUCUAAAAAAUUUACAACAUGUUGAAGAGGAAUGCAAAUCUCUAAAUAUAAACUUUAGCCUUUUACAUGGUGAGCCUAAUUCAGUCAUUUUGGAAUUUGUUCAAAAGUAUAAAAUGGGAGCUGUUAUCACUGACUUUUUCCCUUUAAGAUUGCCAAUGUUUUGGGUCGACGAUUUGAAAAUGAAACUUCCCAAAGAUGUACCUUUUUGUCAGGUUGACGCUCAUAAUAUAGUUCCUUGCUGGGUGACUUCGGAGAAGCAAGAAUAUUCAGCCCGCACAAUUCGAAAUAAAAUAAACUCAAAGUUAGAAGAGUUUUUAACACCAUUUCCACCCGUUAUAAAGCAUCCGUAUUCAAGUAAACAAAAGUUGGAAAAUAACGAAUGGAAAACAGCAUUAAACAAUGUUAAAGUAGAUAAAACUGUAGAUGAAAUAUUAUGGGCAAAACCAGGAUACGAAAAUGGCAUUUUGGAACUUGAGUCAUUUUGUAAAAAUCGUUUGAAUAUUUAUAAUUCUAAACGAAAUGAUCCAGUAGUUGAUGCUGUUAGCAAUUUAUCCCCGUGGUUUCAUUUCGGAAUGAUAUCUGUUCAAAGAUGUAUACUGGAAGUGAAGAAAUAUAAAAAGGACCAUAAGGAAUCAGUAGAAGCAUUUAUGGAAGAAGCUAUUGUUCGACGAGAGUUGUCAGACAACUUUUGCUUUUAUAAUGAAAAUUAUGAUUCAAUUAAAGGUGCAUAUCAAUGGGCGAUAGAUACGCUUGAAAUUCAUCGGAAAGAUAAACGAGAAUACGUGUAUGACUUAAAAGAGUUAGAAGAAUCUUUGACUCAUGAUGAUCUGUGGAAUGCAGCUCAAAAUCAGUUAGUGCAAGAAGGAAAAAUGCAUGGGUUCUUAAGAAUGUAUUGGGCCAAAAAAAUUCUGGAGUGGACCGAUACUCCAGAGUCUGCAUUAAAAUGGUCUAUUUACUUAAAUGAUAAAUACAGCAUGGAUGGUCGCGAUCCUAAUGGAUACGUUGGUUGCAUGUGGUCAAUCUGUGGAAUUCAUGAUCAGGGUUGGAAAGAAAGACCAAUAUUUGGAAAGAUACGGUACAUGAACUAUCAAGGCUGCCAAAGAAAGUUCGACGUACCGCAAUUUGUAUCGAAAUGGGGAGGUAAAGUGGUCGAAAGUAAUAAGAAAAAAAGAAAGAAAUGAAUUUAAGAUAUUUUGUCCAGUAUUUUUCAUACAGUAUUAUAUUUCGGAUGUCUACAAAUUAGAAACUUCAAUCUCUACUCUUGAGGUAGAAAUACUUCAAUGUUGGUUAUUUUUAAAGUAAGAGAUUUAAAUUGAUUUGUCACGACGUAGUCCUGAAAUUCCAUUUUUUAGAUUUAUUAUUUAUUGAAUGUUACCAUUUUUAAUGCUAUUUUAAUCCUAGCUGAAAAUAUUUACCGGGAUUUUCGUUUGAAUAUUUUACAUUCUAAAUAAGCAUCAAAUAUGUUAGGUAAUUUUUUUAAAAAUGAUAAAUGAGACAUUUUCGGGGACUUAGAAUUCUAAUUUGAUGUCCAUUUUUAAAUAUCUCUUAAGGUUUAAAUGAUGAAAAAAUUUCCACACGGAUUUCUGUCCGGAUUGUUUCAAAUUUCAUUAUGAAUUUUCUUCUGAAAAAUCCGGGUGAACUUUUUCAGGUUGGAUUACUUUUAUCUUUAAUUAGAAAUAUAUAGCUAUCAUUCACUGUUUUCCUACAAUAUUUGAAAUAUUUUAGAAAUUAAACAAAAAAUUUAGAAAUAAAAUUUUAGUAGAUACUUUUUAGACAAAAUUCUUUUUAAUAUUUAGGAAAACUUUGUUAAAUUAAUAGGGUGAAAAAUUGUGUAUGAAAAUGACUUUUACGGUUUUUAGAGUUGAGCCCUUUGCAAAAUUCACGAUUCAAUUAUUCUAUUUAAGUCCACGCUUGUUGCCGGGGUAGUCCAUGACAAUUAAUGAUAAUAAUAAUCUGUUUCAAACUAAUUGAGUUUGUAGAAAAGUGAGCCUGAAUUGCCCUAACUUGCUUUUCUUCAGACAGUUUUCUAGCUGGUUUUGCUGCCAGAUUAACAAGCUCAUCCACACUUGCCAAUGCGUUUUUCCGGAUGAGGAAAUUAUGAACACGAUUUGGAUAGUCCUUAGAGUCUUCAAAUUUGGCCUAUACUCGACGUCUUAAAUCGCCUUCGUCUUCAACCAAGAAGCGAUGAUCCUCUGGAAUAGCCCAUGUUGGAAAAGUGGCAUAAUUAAGCUUUAGCCACUCAUCCAUAUCAAAACCCUACGCACCAUAAAUUGUGCAGAAUUCUGGUCGGUAUGGCAGAUUGCAUUCUACAAAAUGGUCUUUCCUUGAACGGUAAUUUAUGCAUCCCGGUGGUUUUCCAAUAGUGAUGAAGUAAGUUUGUGUCGACCUAUUAACCAUCGUUGCAUCCUUUUUUGUCAGAAGAAUUUAUUACUCUCUAACAAAUUAGAGACGUUCAAUUCUUCAAGCACCUCCCUAAAAGAUGUAAUUCUCUUCAUAGGAACAGGAUCCACUCGAACAGAAGGAGCCACCUCAGUGUCCCUGUGUUAAUAUAACGGCUUGCCCGUAAAAAAAAAUGUUAAAAUGUUAAAAUUUGUGACGGGUGUUUAUCAUUAUUAAUUCGUCUUCUCUUGAAGUUUUACUCACGAACUUCAGCUUCCAUCAUCUUCCUUACUGUAGUUGUCUUGAUAAAAGAAGGCACUUUGGUUCGUAACACUCAUUAUGGAAAUGAUCAAUUUCCCUCCUCGCUAUCUCUAAAUCACUAAAAUUGGACAUUGGUUCCAAAUUGUUGCCAAAAAUAAUUAUUUUGACCGGAAUUCGAACCGUUACUUACGGUUCUUGAAGUUCUCCGGAAGACCGGUCUAUUCUUCAUUGUUCUCCUUAUCAAACCCUGGUGAUUAAUAUCGACAAAUUAACCGAAAGAUUCGCAUCAUAUCCCCAUUGCUGACAAAUUAACUUUUCAGUUUCCUCGUCUUCACUUUCAACUUAAAAUACCGAAUCAUUAAAAACCUCCAAAUAAAUUGCAUUUUCAACGUCGAUUUUCGAAGUCAGUUCUCUUUCAAAAUUUUUAAUUUUAUCUAUAUUAAACUCAGUUUUAUUCUCCGUUAAUAAUAAUAUCUCGUCAAACUCGACUAAGUCUAAUUUCCGGCAAAUACAAAAAACUAUUUGAGGUUUAUUUUUACAAAACCGCGCCUCGUGACGCCCUUUGAUCCGUUUUUCCGCAAUUGAGGCAAAUCAUGUUUUUGCAAUUGUAUAGCUAUUUAGAACCUUCUGAGUUUGAUACUUUAGUUAUAGAAUCGUUUGAAUUAGUCGACUUAAAGUUUGAGACUUAUUUUUCCGACUCUUCGAACCGUUACAGAUAUUUCUCUAAUCUAUUUUGACUGAGCUAAUUUGUCUUUCGUGAUUUUUACUUUUUCCGUGAAUUAAUCAUCAUUUAUAGUACCUAGACUUUCUACAAUACCAUCGGAAAUUGUCGGUACGAUUAACGUGCGAGGAGUGGAAAUUCGGUGCGGACUUUAAAGCAAGAUAUUUUAAGUUAGAAAAAAGUUAGAGGUUUCUAACUUAGAUGGUUGGAAAGCUGAUAAAAUUCUGCUUCAGAAUGUAUAUCAAGAAAAUUUUUUUCUUUUUUUUUUUAUUUAUAACACCGAAAAGAUUUCAAGAAAAAAUUAUGCAAUUUUCGUACUUUCGUACUAAUGUUUUUUGACUUCCGGCAUAAUCUAGAAUAAUGUAUGGAAAAAUUUGACAAUUUGACAACAUAAUCUUUAAGAUCUCAGCUUUAAUUUACAUUUUUGAAACUUAAAAAAUGUUUUGUAGUUCCUGAAAUAUGUUAAAAAAGGUCCGAGCAUGUUUUUCCACAACUCAGCUAUCGGUCAUAACUUUUUGCCGCCUCGCUGCUGGUUUGUUGAAAAACAUGCUCGAACAUUUUUUAACAUAUUUCGGGAACUACAAAACAUUUUUUAAGUUUCAAAAAUGCAAAUUAAAGCUGAGAUCUUAAAGAUUAUGUUGUAAAAUUGUCAAAUUUUUCCAUACAUUAUUCUAGAUUAUGCCGAAAGUCAAAAAACAUUAGUACGAAAGUACGAAAAUUGCAUAAUUUUUUCUUGAAAUCUUUUCGGUGUUAUAAAUAAAAAAAAAAAGAAAAAAAUUUUCUUGAUAUACAUUCAGAAGCAGAAUUUUAUCAACUUUCCAACCAUCUAAGUUAGAAACCUCUAACUUUUUUUUAACUUAAAAUAUCUUGCUUUAAAGUCCGCACCGAAUUUCCACUCCUCGCACGUUAAUCGUACCGACAAUUUCCGACGGUAGUGUAUAUUUCGAUUUUUCAAUACCAAAAUUUAUAUCCGGUGAAAAUUUGGUGUGACCUGUUAAAAGAUAAUUCUACUCUCCAUAGAAGAUAGUGUAGAGGACCAUUGUUUGCUAUUGUUUGCAAAUAAAACAAGAUUUUUUGCUUUAUUAUUGCUUAAAUAAAUGUGUAACGUACUUAUUACUCCGUUUGAUCCUGUAUCAGUUUUAUCCUCUUUAUCAAUAAUAAUAUUUACUUUAACAUGAGUAACUUCAUUAUUAAUUACGAAAUGAUACAUUUACGAUAAGAUUUUAAAUAAGUUGAACCUACUUGUUAUGGACUGCUGGUAUAUGUAACGUUCUGAACAUAGUCAAAUGAAAAAACAAGAAGAAAAGGUGAACUUUCAUUUUUGGCUUUUAUUUUUUGUUUAUUUCUGUAAAGAAGAUAAUUUUUAAACAUAAUAUGUAUUUUGCAUUUAAAAAUUUAAAAGAAUUUUUAUCAUAAAAGAUGUACUUUUUAAUAUAAUAUAUGAGAUAAAAAAUGUUUAA
Leptopilina boulardi is the source of this 5397-nucleotide messenger RNA. RefSeq names its product deoxyribodipyrimidine photo-lyase. The transcript has 7 exons. The record is from RefSeq and is a predicted model, not a curated record. NCBI's taxonomy places the organism in Eukaryota, Metazoa, Arthropoda, Insecta, Hymenoptera, Figitidae. Gene Ontology annotation, biological process: photoreactive repair. The coding region runs from base 183 to 1757 and encodes 524 amino acids. Gene Ontology annotation, molecular function: deoxyribodipyrimidine photo-lyase activity.